AAUGAGAAGCUCGCGGUAGACUGUUGCUGAAUGAAAAUAACAGAGGCCAUUUUGCGCACGGAGCCACGGCAUCAUUCAAUAAUAAUAAAAACGGAAACGGGAGGCAGGUUCAGUCCAUUUCUGGACAGACACGAGUGUUUUUUAGAGCGGGGAGAGUGGUGUGAGACGGUGCGACUGGCGCAUGUAGUCAAAAAAAAAAGAAGGCAUGCGGUAACUAAUGUGCCGCCGCGUCGCCUCUUCCUUGGAGGUUUGUGUCGUCAGGAAAGGGGAGAGGACAGCUUCACCGCAUUGCUAUCCAAGCCCCUGUGACCCCUGAGAGAGGGAGUUGCCUUCAGUAAGCUGACCGACACCGGCAACAUCCAUGCGCGUCGAAAAACAGGUGUACGGUUUCAUCACACGGACACCGCACUAGCUUCCGACCGGCGGAAGCUCGCUGUGUUUCUGUGUUUGUGUGCUACUUCUGCGCUUGUCCGUGUGAUGACUUAAGUCAUUUAACGUGGAAGACAGCUCAAUACCUGAGGAUAGGGUGCGGGUGUGUCGAGUGAGACGGCAGUUGUUUUAAGGCAUUAAACGGGGUAAGAUCUCGGAAUAAAGCUUGACCGGGAGGAGAGACUUCUCCUGAGCAGAGGGAAGAGGAAGGAAACACAAGUCAGGAUAGAAGAGGAAGGAAAAGGCACUUGGACUCACAGCUCACCUAUACCUUACUCUUCUUAGCAAGUCUCCAGUCUUUUGGUUUUAUGACGGAAGGUGUGUCCCCCUGCAGUAGAUCAGUAAGAAGUGCUCUUCAAUAUGAAUACAGAUAGCGGAGGAUUCGCUCGCAAAAGUGUGGGCUUGUCACUCAUACUCUCUCCCAUGAAGAGGGUCCAGAGCUCACCAAAUCUAGGCACAGGGAGUGAUUCUCACUCAUCAGACUUGGAUUCUUGGCGGUCACGCAGUGCAACAGAUGGCCUCAAGAAUGGAGACGCCAGCAGCUCAUCUCUUGCUGCCAAAGGCUUCCGCAGCGUCAGGCCCAACCUACAGGACAAAAAAUCACCAACACCGGAUAUCAAUCACGUGCCAUUGCCACCCCCCAGGAGAGAGAGUUUCCACUUAUCGCCCACUGGCACUAAUCCACCAGACUACAGCUCCCUCAUUGCCCUGGCUAAUGAUUUUAGCCCUGGAAUGCUAACGUUCACUCAGAAUGAGAAAACCGUUUUAAAAGAGUCCUACACUAUUAGUAGUGCAUCUUCUUACUCCUACUCAGAGACAAGUACAAACCCAGUCCAACAGGCACAUCAGUCCACUGUCCCAAGUUAUGUUAGCAACUCUAGUGGAUCUUCCACCACUAAUACACAGGCCCAGGAGCGUAAGGUAUCUUCCCUCAAAUUAACCCCUGUUACCAUCGCUGACCCCCCAGCUCACCUCAACUCUUGCCUUGACCCCCAACCCCCUCCAUGCACUUCCCCGCCUCCACAAAGGUAUCCCACCAUGUCUCAGCCCCUAACACAUGCAGCCACACUUUCUGUAUACUUGGGUCCUGAGAAUAUAAAACAUCGAGAGCCUACAAACAACACAGUGGAACUCAAGGUCCCAGAUCAAGCCCCAAAUCAAAGCCCAAGUCCAGCUCCAUCCAAGGUGGAGAUAACGAAGGCUCCUCCUGCAGUUCCACCAAGACCCUCUGCUGCAGAACUGUUGGGACCUCCCUCCCCCGACCACAGAGCACGGCACUCCCCUUAUCGCUACCACAGCUCAGAAUCACUCGACUACCUGUCAGGCUUAAUGCCCAAGACUCUAUCGCCCACCCCGUAUGUUCCUAGUGGAGCUGGCAGCACAGCUGGCGCAGUCAGUGGGCCGAGCUUUACCACAGUCACCAGUGCGAGCAUCUUUGGCUGCGUAUCACCCUCGGCUUCCCCCGUGACGGUGUCAGCUCUCAGCCACUACUCGUCAUCCACAGCGGGUCUGCUGGACGAGCUGCAGAUCUGUAGCCUGGACUCACCUGGCGCCUCGCCCACGCCGUCGCCCACCCUCAGCCAUGUCUCUACCUACACUUCCACUGCUGGCCCUGAUGAUGUGCUAACAACCUCUGUGGCCUCCACUGCGGCAGCAGCCACUGUCACUAACGGCCAGGUCCUCUCUCAAACUAUGAACGGAAGCACUAGCCAUCCGCAGAGGCCCCUCUCUCCCCCGUCCUAUCCUCCUCCCCCCGCCUCACUCCACACUGGGCUCCAGAGACAGAGCAGGAGUUCAGAGGGUAGCGAGUCAGUUACCAGAGAGUCUGUGGUGUCGGGCCACACCAGCGUCAGCAGCACUGUGCCCAUUGCCCGCUUCUCAGAAGAAGAGAAAAGGGUGUCCGUAAUUAAAGCCCCUCAUUAUGAAGGCAUCGGCCCCGUGGACGAGUCUGGCAUCCCUAUUGCCAUCCGCACGACGGUGGAUAGGCCUAAGGAUUGGUACAAAACUAUGUUCAAACAGAUCCACAAGGUUCACAAAGCAGAUGAUGACUACUCUGACACAUACAAUGCAACGUAUGCUGUCAUAAACAAUGAUGACUACAGCCUGUCAUCCAACGCCACCAUGGCCCACCCCGCUCCCCGUACGCAUACAUACAGGCCACUCUCCAAAAGCCCCUCAGACAACGGGGGGCAUCUGGGGCCUCGGGAACCUUCGCCAUCCCCUAUACCUCCACCACCUCCGCCCAUGCCAUCUCUCCUCCAACUGAGGGCCAGAGACAGUGACCGCGAGAAAGACUCCCCUGACGCAAAUGAAUGGGGUCCUCCCAACAGGAAAGUGGACACACGAAAGUACCGCGCAGAGCCCAAGAGUAUUUUUGAGUAUGAGCCUGGGAAGUCCUCUAUUUUGGAGCAUGAAAGACCACCUCCUAAAAAAAGGCUGGAUUAUAAUCCAGACAUCUCCGCUCGCCAGCGCAUUGAGACUUCCCUGCACAUCGCUCCUGCUGACAAGCCUCCGGAGAGACCUGCGAGUGCUGCCAGCGACUACAGGAAGAGAAGGAAGUCUGAGCCAUCCAGUUCCCAAGCGAAUGCUCAGUCUCAGAGUAGAGCUGCAACUUCCCCUAAACCAGUGGAUGCUUACAGACCCAGUAGUAGCCUAAAGAAGCCUAUGAUUCGUUCCUCACCAUCCUCACCCUCCAGAGCCAAAGACCAGGAUGUCUCCAGGUGUUAUUCCACAAUCGAUGGACGCCAAACACCCCAGAGUAGAAGGCCUACUCCUGACAGAGAGGUCUCCCAUAAACAGAUGACACAACUUAUUCUGUUCUCUCUCCUCCAUCAGAAACAGCCUGCAAGAGCCAUUUAUGAUUUUAAGGCACAAACAGCUAAGGAGCUGACCUUUAAGAAGGGUGAUGCAGUGAACAUCAUCCGGCAGAUAGAUAACAACUGGUAUGAAGGAGAACACCAUGGACAUGUUGGGAUUUUCCCCAUGUCAUAUGUAGAAAAGGUGCCGUCCUCAGAGAAGCAGCAGCCGAUUCGUCCUCCUCCGCCAGCACAUGUCAGAGAAGUUGGAGAGGCAGUAGCUCGCUACAACUUCAAUGCUGAUACUAAUGUGGAGCUGUCUCUCAGAAAGGGUGAGAGAGUAAUUGUGAUAAGGCAGGUGGACCAGAACUGGUAUGAGGGGAAGAUCCCAGAUACAACCAAACAGGGAAUCUUUCCUGUGUCAUACGUUGACAUCAUCAAGCGCUCCCCGUCCAAGAGCUCCGCCCACCAAAUAGACCCACAUGGUUACCCUGGUAGCCGGACACCAAGCUCUACACCCAUCAAGCUUUUCAACCAUCUACCUCCAUCCUCCACUACUCAUGACCUCCCCUCCCUUCACCCCUCAUUGAGAAGGCCUGAGCUGCAAGCUAUCACCAACGAGUGGCUGUCCCUCACAUUGGACCCAUCAAUGUCCACUCCCACUCGUUCCCUCACGACCACACCUGUACCGCCCACACCACCCCCUCUCCCUGCUGACCUUGUACCUUUUCUAAAGGCUCAGGAGCCUAAGGCACUCUCACCUGUGCCAUCACAAAGAGGCUCCGCCCUGCCAACCCAGACAUUUUCCAGAACUCCUCCUUUUAAAGAAGGGAGACUCACUUUAGGUCACACCCCAGCUGCUCUGCCUUUCUCCCAACCUCCACCUCCUUCUCCACCUCCCCUUCCUCGUUCCUCAUUUACCUCGCCACUGCCUGAUUCUUCAUUUCGAUACAACAGUGACAAAGGAAUAGUCCAAACUUUACACAUUUCUAAGCCAGAGGUUUUAUCCUGCACAGUGAAGGAACCAAUAAAAUCACUAGCGCAAUUUCCUCUGCAGCACAAGUCAAACGUGCAAGUACACAAAAGCAGUAAAAUCCCUGAUGUCAAGCUGCAAGUAAAAGACCCUUACGAUGAGCUGUUGUCCAUGAUUCUGGAUAGUGGUACCAGUUCAGCUGACUUUUCAAGAUUGUCUGCGGUAGAUUCCCCACCAGCUAUGCUAGUCAAUGAACCCCGGGGCAGGUUUGAGCUAAAAGCAGAAGAAUCCCAUCAGCCAGCAGAGAAACCCCCAGUUGUCACUCUAGCUAGCGACUCGACAGGCGGUGCUCGGUUAGAGGUGCAGUUUCACAAUCCUGUGAUGAUUGAGCCGCUUUCCAUCACGUGGGGAGGGCUUUCAGAAGCUUUGAAUGAGCAAACAGUCGAGUCCCAGAGACUACCAUCGAUGAAAGGAAGGGAAUGUACUGAAUUGUUCAUUGAGGAAGAGGAUGAAGCUAGAGAAGACAAAGAGGAGGACAUAAAAGGUUUUAAUGAGAGACUCAGUCCGCAGGCUGAUGUGUCUCCUUCCACCCUGAUACAGCUUCCUCACCCCAGCCUGCCCUCACCCUCUGUACCACCACCUCUGACCUCCUUACCACCUGCUUCUUCUUCUACUUGUUCUUUCACUCCUUCACCUUCUUUCUCCUGGUCACAACAGCAGGACUCUAACACCAUCCCUGCCUCUCCUCUUGUCUCCCUUCGACCCCCAUCCCUUCCUCACCUCAUGACAUCACCGCUACCUCCAGUCUCUCCCUCUCCACCUGUCUUGACACCUCCCAUCCACUCCUCUCACCCCUCUCCAAACGUCUCCUCACAGCGCUCUGUCUCUCACCCAGCAAGCUCUGCCUACAACUCAGACUCGCCUAUUCCCCAUCCCGCCUUGUCUCCCCUGAAACCAGCCUCCCCCCCACUCACCACUCCAUGCUCUCCCCCCACUCCUCCAACUGUACCCCAUGCAGGAUGUAGGUCUCCCAAGGUGAAGCGGUUAGUACAAGAUGCACUUCAUGGUGGAGGAGACCCGUACCAGGCUGUGUACAACUACCUGCCUCGCAACGAGGACGAGCUGGAGCUGAAGGAGGGCGACAUUGUAGAUGUGAUGGAGAAGUGCGAUGACGGCUGGUUUGUUGGGACCUCUCGGAGGAGCAAGUUGUUUGGAACGUUCCCAGGAAACUACGUAAAGCAGCUAUAAUGAUGAUUCCAGACUCCAGAGUCCCACCCUGCCCCCUUUCUGUGACACGUUCAUCGCCCUCAGCACAGCACCUGCAGGACACCACCUCCCAACACUGGUCCCCACAAGACCUGUGGCACAUUUAUGUGUUUGCGUGUAUGUGUGGCUCGUCAGCUUCACACAGACAGAACAUUUAGCUCUAACUAGCCAUCUUUAAUGGAAGACUUCUAUAAAAUAAUGUUGUUUUUUUAAUCUUAUCUUUUUAUCCUUAUUUUUCUAUCAUGGAGAACCCAAACUUUGUGCUCCAGUCAGUGACCUUUAACUUUUGACAGUGAUGGAAGGAUCUCGAAGGAACUUUGCAAACACUCAAUGAAAGACAACAGGGCACUUGAUGCUUUUCUUUCUGUUAAAGGGCAGCGAGCUCACCACGAUCACCUUUUUUUUUUCUGCAGUAUCUCACAUUUAAAACACUUGUUACAUUUCAUUUCAGUGUUAAAUUACAAAUAUCCCCAGAGACAUUCAGUGCAGAGUGUUGUUAAAACAGUAUUCUGUCAGCAGGUUUGUUAUGAACUGUGUUCAAGGGAUUGCAGCCAUGCAGCCAAUAUUUCAGGUAAAAGGAUGUUACUUCCCACAGUUACAUGUGAUAAAGACUGUGCAUGUAUCAAUGUUAUGUGCUACCCAAUGUAUUGAUUGGUUGAUAAGAAUUUGGGGAUAUAUUUGUUCUGAAACACUAUCGUUAAUCAUUAUUAAGCAGUUUUUUCAAAUAUUGCAAAUGAGGAAGUGGGAGAAAUAUCAUUGACACUGUUGCACUUGCUGUCUAAACCUUAUACAUUAGAUUUAAAGUAUAAGAUAGGAAAAUACAAAAAUAAUUUCAACUUGUUGGUUCUUCACCGUAGGAUUGAUGCACUUUAACGAAACGUUAACACAAUGUAGUGUUUGUUUUAUCUCAAAUUUCACGUCAGAUUUUACACACUGCAGGUUAAUACAACUGUGGGACUUGUAUUGGUCAUGUUUGAAAAGUGUAUGCAAAAAGGUUACCAACCUUUAGGUAUUAUAUUUAUUAGAGGACAAGUGCUGGUCAUACUGUGUUGUAAGAUGAUUCUAGAAAGGAUAGAACAACAUGUUGCUUUAUUAACAUCUUUCAACAGCAGAAACCCCACAUUUGAAGGAUAGUUGUAUAAUUGUGAAGUAAAGUAUUGUAUGAGAUAGGUAACACAAUAAUAGUUCAUGGGCUACAAUUAUGCCAGGUGUCAGGAUGUUUUAUGUUUGAUUAUUUAAGUCAGAUGCAGGAAGAGAUGACAUUCUAUCAAACACUGCAGUCAUGUAACUGCAGUUUUUCCACUAGACUUUGGUGGCAUCUCUGUUGUCAGUGAGUGGGUCACUGUUUCAUGUAGUUAUAUACUAUUUGGAAUAAUUGGCAGUUUUCAUCUAAUCUUGUCAUGCUCAGUGAAUAUGAUUUAUGUUGUUUUUGAUUUGUUUUUUUUUCUCAUUUUACGUGUUUCACAUAGGAUGGACACUGAUGACAAAACAGUUGUUAAAGCACCUUAAGAUAUAUUUUAUUUUAUCCUUCACACAUUAUACAUCAUCCCCUGUCGUCCACUAUUUCAGCUAGUGUGAGAACACGUGUGUGUGUGUGUGUGUGUGUGUGUGUGUGUGUGUGUGUGUGUGUGUGUCUCUGUCUGUAGUGUUUUUGUAAGCCUUUUGUAUGAGAGCUGUAAAAUGGCCAACAUCCACUUGCUUUAUAAAGUCAGCUUUUUGUCACCCAUCA
Micropterus dolomieu (smallmouth bass) is the source of this 7192-nucleotide messenger RNA. It is a transcript of the gene sorbs2a, whose product is annotated as sorbin and SH3 domain containing 2a. The record is from RefSeq and is a predicted model, not a curated record. The transcript is spliced from 27 exons. The coding region runs from base 790 to 5445 and encodes 1551 amino acids. Gene Ontology annotation, cellular component: plasma membrane. Gene Ontology annotation, molecular function: protein binding. Lineage: Eukaryota; Metazoa; Chordata; Actinopteri; Centrarchiformes; Centrarchidae.